AUGGAGUAUUGCAGUCUCGCCUCGUAUCGGGCUUUUAACCAAGUCGUUUCGCAAACACCAGGCUCAAUACGAAAACACUUCAUCCUGGCGUCCCCAAAGCUCAAGGCCGGCUCUUCGAGCUCCUUCAGCGAUCGGCCUGCGCCCUCGCACCAUCGAAGGCGCUCGUCGGUCGGUUCGCAUGCUGGCAACAAGCAGCGUCCUGCCAACCUGCUCCAAGUCUACCCCCAUCAAGCUAAUCAAGCCCCGCUGUCACCCAUUCUCGGCACGCCCGCCGAGCCCAUGUCUUUGUCCCGCAGCCCGUCGCCGGUCCCUGGCGGCGGAUGGUCUAGCCCCGGCCUCGACGUCAACAGCGGCAGGAACAGUCCCUCCACCGCUGGCGUCCCCACCGUGCAUUGGGAGUCGGCCAGGAUGAGGCAUCUCGGCGUCAACGGCUACCCGUCCUUCUCGACACAUAACCAGGGCUUCUUCACCCGGCACAUGCGCCACCUAUCCAGUGGCCUGCCGCGCUUCAACUCGGGCUCCGACUCCCCCCCCUCCGAAAAGGACAAGCUGGCCCACGGCCAGUGGCCCGGCCAGUGGCCCGGCCAGAACAUACCUCUGGUCCGGAGAAUAAUGUCCAUUGUCGGGCGCAUGGGGCGCAAACUCAAGCUGAGGCUGCUCAUCGGCUUCGCCGUCCUCUUGUGUCUCUACAUAUUCUUCCACUCCCCCCUGAUCUACCACUGGCGGAGAGCAUCAUGGGGAGGUGGCGGCAACAAGUUUGUCAUCAUCCUGGCCGCCAACGUUGGCGGAGGUGUCAUGGAGUGGAAGGGGGCCCGCGAAUGGGCCAUUGAGCGCGACAGUGUGCGCAACAAGCGCAAGUACGUUUCGAGAUGGGGGUACGACCUGGAGAUUGUCGACAUGAGCACCAAGAAAAAAUACGCGCACGAGUGGCGAGAGAGCUGGGAAAAGGUGGACUUUGUGCGCAGCGCCAUGAGGAAGUACCCCAAGGCUGAAUGGUUCUGGUGGCUCGACUUGAACACGUACAUCAUGGAGCCGACAUACUCGCUGCAGGAUCACCUCUUCGACAACCUCGCCACCAAUGUUUACCGCGACAUCAACCAAUACAACCCGCUCAACUUUACCCACCCGUUCCGCGAUCCUUAUCUCGACGCCGAGGCGCUGAGCCCCGACUGCUCGGGGUUCAACCUGGGCUCCUUUUUCCUGCGCCGCAGUGCUUGGACGGAGCGCCUCCUGGACAUUUGGUGGGACCCCGUCGCGUACGAGCAGAAGCACAUGGAGUGGGACCACAAGGAGCAGGAUGCGCUGGAGCAAAUGUACGUGAGCCAUCCAUGGGUCCGGAAGCACACGGGGUUCUUCCCGCAGCGCAAGAUCAACAGUUUCCCCCCGGCGGCCUGCGGACAGGCGGAUGGCAAGAACCACACACAGUUCCACUACAACGAGCACGACCGCGACUUUGUCGUCAACAUGGCCGGGUGCGAAUGGGGCCGCGACUGCUGGGGUGAGAUGUACCACUACCGAGAGUUCAGCUACUGGCUCAACCGCAACCCGUGGGAGCGCUUCAAAGAGGACCUGAUUGCGGUCAUCUGGUACAAGCUCACGGGCCACUGGGUCAAAUUAUAG
Messenger RNA from Hirsutella rhossiliensis, 1620 nucleotides. RefSeq names its product galactosyl transferase GMA12/MNN10 family domain-containing protein. Gene Ontology annotation, cellular component: Golgi membrane. Bases 1 to 1620 code for a protein of 539 amino acids. The record is from RefSeq and is a predicted model, not a curated record. Gene Ontology annotation, molecular function: glycosyltransferase activity. The transcript is spliced from 6 exons. Lineage: Eukaryota; Fungi; Ascomycota; Sordariomycetes; Hypocreales; Ophiocordycipitaceae. Gene Ontology annotation, biological process: protein N-linked glycosylation.